AUAGUACGAUUAGCGAAUGGACGCCCACCGCCACGUCCAGACGACCUCUCCGAAAUUCCGGUUUAUUUAACGGAAAUGCAACGGGAUUUGUUCUUUUCAUUCAUUCGGCCAGAGUCCACCUCAACUGACGGUGUACAGAAGUGCAUGCAAUGUGGCAAAAUUGUUGCGAAUAUGAUGGAGGGUCGUCGUCAUGCAGUCGGCCAUCUGCGAAUAAUGCGUUUGCGAUGUUCGCUGUGUGACUGCGGUUCGUUCUUUUGUUCGGAUAUGCGAAUGCAUCUGCAGUAUCGUCACUGUCCGAAAUUGCAAUUCGCGCCUCGAGGUUACAUUCUGCCUGGCGAUGCGGUUCCGUGUAUGACUCAACGACAGGCUGAUGAGUUGACAAAACUUGUCGAUCCACAGAAACCUGGGCGUGUUAUGUAUACAUCUGGCAAGGUAUAA
Molecule: messenger RNA, 438 nt
Organism: Anisakis simplex (herring worm)
Lineage: Eukaryota; Metazoa; Nematoda; Chromadorea; Rhabditida; Anisakidae
Source: the annotation of a GenBank genome assembly